GGAAGUCAAGCUUGGUUUUCACGCUUUAAGCGGUGUGAUAGCAAGUGUAGCUAAAGUUAGCAAUUCUUUUCAGGUCGAAAGAUCGUUACGUCUAAAAAGAAAUGCCUUCACUAAACGGAAAACCAGAUGUUAUGUUUGAUGAUGAUGAUCUGCCUUACGAAGAGGAGAUUAUCAGGAACCCCUACUCCGUCAAGUGCUGGAUGCGUUACAUUGAAUUCAAACAGAAUGGAUCUAAAGCUACUCUCAAUAUGAUUUAUGAGCGGGCGUUGAAAGAAUUGCCUGGCAGCUAUAAGCUGUGGUACAAUUAUCUGAGAGAGAGGCGCAAACAAGUCAAAGGAAAGUGUAUCACUGAGCCAGUCUACGAAGAGAUCAAUAAUUGCCAUGAAAGGGCACUGGUGUUCAUGCACAAGAUGCCGAGAAUAUGGCUUGAUUACUGCCAGUUUCUUGUGGGUCAGUGCAAGAUCACAAGAAGUCGACAAACAUUUGACCGUGCUCUCAGAGCUCUUCCUGUUACUCAGCACCCACGCAUCUGGCCACUGUAUCUUCGCUUUGUCCGCAACCUGCCACUGCCAGAGACAGCCAUUAGAGUGUACCGCAGGUACCUUAAGCUGUCUCCAGAGAAUGCAGAGGAAUACAUAGACUACUUAAGGUCUGUUGGCCGCUUGGAUGAAGCAGCUGUGCGACUAGCAGCUGUUGUGAAUGACGAAAGCUUUGUGUCUAAAGAGGGCAAGUCCAACUACCAACUGUGGCAUGAGCUAUGUGACCUGAUCUCUCAGAACCCUGAUAAGGUGACGUCACUGAAUGUUGGAGCCAUCAUCCGAGGAGGCCUCACACGCUUUACAGACCAACUUGGAAAACUCUGGUGCUCUUUGGCAGAUUAUUACAUCAGGAGUGGUCACUUUGAGAAGGCCCGCGAUGUGUAUGAGGAGGCCAUCCUAACUGUAGUAACAGUGAGGGACUUCACACAGGUGUUUGACAGUUAUGCUCAGUUUGAAGAGAGCAUGAUUGCAGCAAAGAUGGAGACCACUUCUGAGAUGGGACAGGAUGAAGAUGAUGACAUUGACCUUGAGCUUAGGCUAGCCCGCUUUGAACAGCUGAUAGCCCGGCGGCCUCUCCUUUUGAACAGUGUACUCCUGAGGCAGAACCCUCACAAUGUUCAUGAGUGGCACAAGCGAGUAAAACUCUAUGAGGGCAAUCCACGGCAGAUAAUCAACACCUACACUGAGGCAGUACAGACUGUGGAUCCCAUGAAGGCAACAGGGAAGCCUCACUCUCUUUGGGUUUCAUUUGCUAAAUUUUAUGAGGAAAAUGAUCAACUGGAUGAUGCAAGAACAAUUUUUGAGAAGGCUACAAAGGUGAACUACAAGCAGGUUGAUGACCUUGCAGCAGUUUGGUGUGAAUAUGGAGAGAUGGAGCUUCGUCAUGAAAAUUAUGAUCAAGCUCUGCGCAUUUUAAGGAAAGCUACAGCCAUCCCGUCCAAGAAAGCUGAGUACUUCGAUGCCUCUGAACCAGUCCAGAACAGAGUCUACAAGUCCUUGAAAGUCUGGUCUAUGCUUGCAGACUUGGAGGAGAGUCUUGGCACUUUUCAGUCUACGAAAGCUGUUUAUGACCGCAUUAUUGAUCUCCGCAUUGCCACGCCACAGAUCAUCAUCAAUUAUGCCAUGUUCCUUGAAGAGCACAACUAUUUUGAGGAAAGCUUCAAAGCAUAUGAGCGUGGUAUUGCUCUCUUCAAGUGGCCAAAUGUUUAUGACAUCUGGAACACUUAUCUCACCAAGUUCAUUGAUCGCUAUGGGGGCAAGAAGCUGGAAAGAGCUAGAGAUUUAUUUGAACAAGCCUUGGAUGGCUGCCCUGCCAAGUUUGCCAAGACCAUUUAUCUGUUGUAUGCAAAAUUGGAGGAGGGAUAUGGAUUGGCACGACAUGCCAUGGCUGUCUAUGAAAGAGCAACACAGGCUGUAGAAACUGAGGAGCAGCAUCACAUGUUCAACAUUUACAUCAAGAGAGCAGCUGAAAUUUACGGGGUCACAUAUACAAGAGCAAUUUACCAGAAAGCUAUUGAGGUCCUUCCUGAUGAGCAUGCAAGGGAAAUGUGUCUGCGAUUUGCUGACAUGGAGAGUAAAUUGGGUGAGAUUGAUCGGGCCAGAGCAAUCUAUUCCUAUUGCUCCCAGAUCUGUGACCCCAGGGUGACAGCCAAUUUCUGGCAGACCUGGAAAGAAUUUGAGAUCCGCCAUGGAAAUGAGGACACUAUUAGAGAAAUGCUGCGAAUCAAACGCAGCGUCCAGGCCACAUACAACACCCAGGUCAACUUUAUGUCCUCUCAGAUGUUGAAAGCCACAACAAGCUCCACAGGAACUGUGUCAGAUCUUGCUCCAGGGCAAAUGGGAAUAGAUGAUAUGAAGAUGUUGGAACAGAAAGCACAGCAGCUUGCUGCAGAGGCUGAACAGGAUAAACCCAAGCCCAAAGAGAAGAUCCUGUUCGUCAGGAGCGACACCUCUCGCAGUGAGUUGGCUGAACUUUCCAAAAAGGCCAAUCCUGAUGAAAUCGACAUAGAUGAUGAUGACGAGGAUGAGGAUGAUGAAGACCAGGGGCCGGAUGAGGUUCAACUUGAACAGAAGAGUGUCCCCACAGCUGUCUUUGGGGGUCUUAAAGAUGACUGAUCUUGGAAGAGACCAUUGCUGAAUUAAGCAAAGAUGUGGUCUUCAGAUAAUUUAUGACACUGAACAGGCUCAAUUUUAAAUGUGUUCAAAUGCUGGGUUUGUUUUUUUGAAAAUGAGUAGAAAAACAAAUGGCACUUUAUGUGCCUCUCGUGUGUUUUCCUAUUGAUUCCGCAAUAUCUUUUAUCCUGUAUAUUGAACAAUGACAUAAGCUUGUAUGACUGCCAUAAGUUGUCAAUUUUUCACAAGGGUGACGCUCAAGAAAAACGUGCAGUUUAUUUUGUGCUUGUUAUGAAAGACCAAGAUGUUUCCAUCUGUAACUGAAUUUUUAAACUUUGUUUUCAAAUAUCAUUUUGUAAGAAACUUACCCUGCUUUACACUGACUAUACAGAGAUCUUUCUCCAAGAGGAGACUGCCCUCAAACACAACGACGAUAACUUUUUUACAGAGGGCAUUCAUUAGAAAGUGAAUUAAGCAUUGUAAUCUCAUUCACAAGUAGGUGGGUGUCUCCAAAAUUGCACUCUCUCUCCUAACUUGUAAAUGCUUAAAACUGUCAAUCUUAAAACUGUACAUAAGUUCAUGCAUUAUUGUAUAGUGCACUUAAACAGUUAGAAACUGUAGUCUGACUGAAUUGGAUCGAUAUCUUUUUUUUUGUUCCUUUUUUUUGCUCAGUGAUCAAAUCUAUGUGAAUUAUAUACCAACUAACGGAUCUGUUUGAAUCUUUACAUUUUUUUUUUUUUUACAUUGUAUUGGAAAUUUAGUUGUAAUAAAAAUGGA
This is a messenger RNA of Cheilinus undulatus (humphead wrasse), 3428 nucleotides long. It is a transcript of the gene xab2, whose product is annotated as XPA binding protein 2. The transcript has 19 exons. The coding region runs from base 102 to 2654 and encodes 850 amino acids. NCBI's taxonomy places the organism in Eukaryota, Metazoa, Chordata, Actinopteri, Labriformes, Labridae. Gene Ontology annotation, cellular component: post-mRNA release spliceosomal complex; U2-type catalytic step 2 spliceosome; Prp19 complex. Gene Ontology annotation, molecular function: protein binding. Gene Ontology annotation, biological process: mRNA splicing, via spliceosome; generation of catalytic spliceosome for first transesterification step. The record is from RefSeq and is a predicted model, not a curated record.